Colius striatus (speckled mousebird) is the source of this 3388-nucleotide messenger RNA. RefSeq names its product DNA damage induced apoptosis suppressor (gene DDIAS). Lineage: Eukaryota; Metazoa; Chordata; Aves; Coliiformes; Coliidae. Gene Ontology annotation, cellular component: cytoplasm; nucleus. The transcript has 6 exons. Gene Ontology annotation, biological process: negative regulation of intrinsic apoptotic signaling pathway in response to DNA damage. Bases 217 to 3147 code for a protein of 976 amino acids. The record is from RefSeq and is a predicted model, not a curated record.
CGGGGCCGCCGCUGUGGGCUCCGCCUCGCACCGCUGCACCUCAGCGAGUCUCUCACGGAACGGCCGAGCCGGCGCCUCGGUAGGAAAGGGAGAGCUUGAGGCGCCGAGCCCGCUGGAGGACACCCGGCGCUGAUGGAAACCUACAGGGCUGGCGUGGGGAGCACCUGCAGCGCCGUCGGAUUCCCGGGCUGAGUCCAGAGGUGAUGCUGUGAGCACAUGAACAGUGUGAGAAGACUCUUGGCUGCUUCUGUAAUUUCUGUCCAGAAUUCCUGCUUCAUCUACCCUGCCUGUCAGAAAUGCUUUUCCAGGCUGGUAGUGGAUUCUCAGAGAUUUUACUGUCUAAAAUGUGGCUGCAGGGGUGAGGCUGAAGAUGUACAUUACAGAUACAGAUUGUCCCUAAGGGUUGCUGACACUCGAGACUUGUUUGACAUCACCGUGUUUGGAAGUUGUUUAGAUCCCUUCUUUGGAGUCACCGCAGAAAAUCUGCACAGGUGUAUUCAAGACUUGAAUCAGCUGUCAGGAGAAACAGACACAGAUGCAUCUCCAGGAGUGUUAGUUCAAGCAGUGGAAACCUGUUUCAUUGGAAAAAGAUUUAUAUUUGGAGUGAAGGGUUGUGCAAGUGAAGAUGGAGGGCAUUCUGCUGUCAGCAGCAUCUUCCAGGACUGUUCCAGAGUGAAUAGAAGUACAAAAAGCCUUACAGCUUGCCAGAUCUUCCUGCCAAACGCUACUGUUACCGGCGUUACUGUCAUCAGCUACUUCCACCGGCUCCUGCAGUCGACAAAACUCAGGAGCUCUACUAACAGCUCACACUUCCCUGGUGCAUCUUCAGCUCCAAUCAGUCAACCUGUCAGUGAGCUCAGCAGUUUGUCCAGCUUGAGCAGAAGCUCCUGUCUUGUUCAGUCCAGUGGCAGAGAAAGCUUUUUGGAGUCCUGGCAGCAGUCCUUGAGCCUGACUUCAGCUGUUGCUUGGGUAACGGCAGAAGACUUUCCCACUCUGGAAGAGGGAAAGCUGGUGAGUGAACAGCAUGAGCAAGAGGGGAGGCCUGUCUCUGCAAAAUCAGGCAGUAUAAGCCUCAACCAUCAAACACUUUGGGAUUCACAAUUUUGCAGCUCUCCUGUGAAGGAAAGGGAUAAAAAGGAGGGUAAUGAGUUGAGUUCACAGCCAAGUCAGACUGACAGUAUCUCAGCAACUCCCAAGUCAGACAGAGUAUCCUCUUCAAAGACUGAGUGUUCACAUGGUUGUUCCAGGUUGUUCCAACAUCCCUUGGAAUCUGGGAUCAAAAACAUUUACCCAAAGACUAGCAGUAGAAAUUAUUCUUGCUCAGAAAAAUGCUACAACUCCUCUUUCUACAAGAGAGAUGCCUCAGCAUCUAAUCAUCUAAACAUAGCUGGAGUGUCUCAGACAGACUCUGUGCUGUGGGAUGAGCUCCCAUUCUCAGAAAGCCUAAAUGCAUUUUUAGCCAGAAUAGAAGAUGGUGAGAGUGACACAUGGUCAGCCAGCCCUGAUGCAGGCAAACAGGCCCUUCCUGAAAGCAGCAAGGUGGGUGGAAACCUUAAAUCCUUAAGGCAAACCCUGGGGGCUGGUGACUUGCCUGAAGCCACUGUCUCUGGCAGCCUCUUGCCACCAGCAGAGGAUGAUAGCUGGGAGAAUGUACUGUUUGCUUGUCUUCAGUCAAAUACAGGUCCUCUGAGUGGUGGUGAGGUAUCACACUGUGAGUCUUCCUCCAGUGUUUUAUCUUCAGCUGACAAGGAGUAUGGAGCAUCUUGCUUUAUCCCUAACCCUCCUCUACCUAUUCUAUCACAGUCCUUGCCAGAUACAUCAGAGCCAUCUGUUUCUGAGAGCUGCUUUGGCCAGGCCAGAGAAGCAGCUAUUGACAUUUCAAAGGCAGCUCGGUCUUUUAUUAGUUUGCAGUGUACUACUGAACAUGGAGAAACUUCCUGUUCAAAGAGGAGCAAGGCAGCCACCUGUGUGCAUUCUGCACAUGAGAGCUGUUCAGCUCAUGGGGAAAAUAAAGAAAACUCCUCUACGCUGAGCCAAAGAACAGAUCUUACAUUCCCAGGGGCAUGGGAUUGUGAUCCUGCAACUCCCAACAAUACAAAGAUAUCUAAAAGAGAAUUAAAACCAUUGACAGAACUGUCAGAAAAUACCUUCAAAAGUGUUAACAAGAGGGAGAUGCUGUGGAACAGUGUCUUCCCUGAGGGCAGCUACGAUGCUUCUGCUGAUCUCUUUGAUGCAAGUGCAAGAGAGGUGACAAAACCUGUGCAGUUCUUAAACAAAUCCUGUAAUUCUUUAAUUCAGGAAGAUACUUUGACAGAAAAGGUCACGGCUUCUGAGAUGGUGCUUUGUCCUGGAGAUGUCCUCUGUAACAGUUCAAAACUGAGCUCAGUCCUACGCAUGUCCCCUCCUGCCUUCAGCACAAGAGGGGACAUGUGUGGCCACAGCACACCAGUAACUCACUCCUGUGACUCGGAAUGCAGCUCAAUCACUGCUCAAGACUUUGUUCCUUACUCACAGUCAACUCCUAUGAUGAAACCUCUCCAGAAGCUCUGGGCUUUUGGGGAAAGAAAAUCCUCUGUCACUAUCUUCACCCCUAAAAACCCCACUAAGCUGCAUUGCACACGCAAGCGAUCCAGGGCUUCCUUCCAAAACACUCUGCUGCAGCAGCUCAUGGGCAGGCUGCUGAAACGGGGAAGGCUGAGUAGCAGGGAAGAGAGAGAAGGCUAUAGGUUGGAGCAGUUCCUUCACAGACAGACUCCUGCCACCUGCGAGGAGUGGAUCCCUCCCUCUGCAAACAAAAGGUUGAAAUCAACUGCAUCUUUAAACUUAAAACCAUCUGUGUGGGCCGUUGGCUCACAACUGACCUGUGGGCACACUGGUGGGAGGCCCAGGGCGGAGGGCAGAGGGGACAGUGAGGGUGAGGUGUGCUUCCAAAAUGAGAGCCUAAACCCUGGGGAUGCAACCAGGGCUCCAACAACUCCCCUGGCUGCAUGUGGCACCAAGGACUUGUUUUUAGAUGAUACAGUUCUGGAACCUUGUUCUUCAGAAGGCAGGAAUUUGCUCUCAAGUGCAAGUGAUCCGGGGGGUGUAUUGCAAGGGGCAGCUGGCUGGUCUCCUGAGUUGUUCUUCCAAACACGUCCCUUUUUGUGAUAAACCAAAAUACUAAAAAUUGCUGUUUCUGUGCUGUGUUCAUUUAAAUUAUUGUACAAACUUUUGGGAAGGAGCCAGUAGGAGAAAAGAGCUAUUUAACAAAUUGUUUAUGCACCUAUUGGCAUAUUUCUUCCUUAGAUGAAUUAUGUGUCUUUGCAGAUCUUUGUACCACAGAGAUGUGGAGAAACCAGAAUUUGCAGUUAUUGUAUUUUACUGUAAAUGAACUCUGGAAAGUGCAAUA